Molecule: messenger RNA, 888 nt
Organism: Effrenium voratum
Lineage: Eukaryota; Dinophyceae; Suessiales; Symbiodiniaceae
Source: the annotation of a GenBank genome assembly
AUGGCGGUGCACCACGUGGGCGUCAGCGAGCGCGGCACCAUCCUGGUGGCUUUGGCGCCGUCGAAGGCGGCGCCGGCGGCAGCCCCGGGCUUCGGCGCCUUCGCGCGGUCGGCGGACCUCGCGGCUUUCGUGCGGCGGGUGCUGGAGGUGGUGGAGCAGGAGCUGGGGCUCAGUUCCUACCACCUCCGGGUGCUGCCCUACCAGCGCGCCUUCUCCAGCGACGAGGCCUUGGCGCUCUUCCUCCUUGCGGACGAUGCUGCGCCGGUGAGGGAAGCGAGCGCUGCGUGGGGCUUCCUGUUCUACGUGGCAGGUACCAACGAUGUGGUGCGCUACGUGCCAGUGAUGUCAAACAUGGAUGACCUGGACGCGCCGAUCAUCUACCAGGACGCGGAGGGCAAGACUGUGGAGGUGCCGGGCCUCACGCUGCGCUCCGUGGUGCUGCGGGGCCAGGAGCCCGAGGCCGCGGUGCGCUGCAGCCUGGACUUCCAGGGCCGCAGCUGCUACGUGGUGGUGAUGGCCCCCGGGUCCCCGGCGGCGCUGAAGGCGGCGGCGGCUGGGGCGGGGGAGGUGGUGCGGCUGCAGCGGGAGCUGGAGGACCCGGAGCUCCAGGCACUCUGGGGCGCCGCAGCAGAGCUGGCAGAGAGCCACGGGGGCUUCGAGGAGAUGCAUUUGAACGCUGGGAACUUUCAGAAUGUGGCGCAGAUGCACCUGAAGGUCUGGAUCUGCCUGGACCAGUUCCUGGAGAUGUGGGGGGACCAGCCGGUCUAUCAGCAGCUCCGCGCGAGCCGGCACCAGCGUGAGAAGGCGCAUGCUGCCGCGAAGAAGGCGGCGGCAGAGGCGAAGGAGGCCAGGGAGCUAGAGGAGGCAAUUGCACUGUCCCUGCAGUGA